Messenger RNA from Fusarium oxysporum Fo47, 803 nucleotides. RefSeq names its product 60S ribosomal protein eL43. NCBI's taxonomy places the organism in Eukaryota, Fungi, Ascomycota, Sordariomycetes, Hypocreales, Nectriaceae. The record is from RefSeq and is a predicted model, not a curated record. Gene Ontology annotation, cellular component: ribosome. Gene Ontology annotation, biological process: translation. The coding region runs from base 127 to 405 and encodes 92 amino acids. The transcript is spliced from 4 exons. Gene Ontology annotation, molecular function: structural constituent of ribosome.
AUGGGCUUGCCCUAAGGACCACAAGUUCUUUCCUCUGCAACAUUCAGUGUCAGCCUCCAACAGUCGAGCAACAUUCACCUCCGCCGUCUUUAUUCCUUCCAAGACGUCCGACACAUAACCUUCAAGAUGACCAAGCGAACAAAGAAGGUCGGUGUUACCGGUAAAUACGGUACCCGUUACGGUGCUUCCCUGCGAAAGCAGGUCAAGAAGAUGGAAGUCACCCAGCACGCCAAGUACACCUGCACUUUCUGCGGAAAGGUCACCGUCAAGCGACAGGCUACCGGCAUCUGGGAUUGCAAGUCUUGCAAGCGCACCGUUGCUGGUGGUGCUUACACCGUUGCCACACCUGCUGCCGCCGCCAUGCGAUCGACUCUGCGACGUCUCCGAGAGAUUGCUGAGGUUUAAGGAUGGACUCUAGCGGAAGGAGAAAACGGCUUUGCUUUUCGGUAUGGUGUACGGGGGAUAUGGAUUUCGUGCCUACACUACGAGUUGACGAUCUGGACGUCAACACCCGAUCUUCGAUCACAUAGAAGCCGAUCGAUUAGCAAUGAACAAAAAAGAAUUGCAGGCUUCGGACCCAUUCAACAACUCUCCCGCCCCGUGCAAGUACAAAAUUAACAGAACUUUGUUGUCAUCUUUCAGCCAUCACAAGAGUCUACUCAUCGCCCAGAAACUGGACCAAGCGAUACGAACAGGCCGGCUCCCAAGUGUCUACAUCAUGACCUCCAUGUCAGGACCGUAUCUUGCGCCGCAGCAGGUUCUCCGUCACUCUCGGCUGCGUACAGUGGGGCUCACAAGUGUGG